Messenger RNA from Stereum hirsutum FP-91666 SS1, 2139 nucleotides. RefSeq names its product cytochrome P450. Gene Ontology annotation, molecular function: monooxygenase activity; oxidoreductase activity, acting on paired donors, with incorporation or reduction of molecular oxygen; iron ion binding. NCBI's taxonomy places the organism in Eukaryota, Fungi, Basidiomycota, Agaricomycetes, Russulales, Stereaceae. The annotation marks the transcript as partial. The record is from RefSeq and is a predicted model, not a curated record. The transcript has 18 exons.
CUUCGUCCUGCUGUCCUUGGAACACUAGAAUUGACACUCUUCCCGCGAUGACUCGGUGCUGUUGAAAUGUGCUACCUUGGCGACCUGAAUGGGCCUACCUGACCUGUUUCUUCAAGUUUUAGGGGACUCGAUGCGGUGCACUGCUCGGUGACCGACCUGAGGGCAGAACUUGAAAGUCUGGGUAAGUCUUGGGUGACCGCCUGUGACCGCACUGCAGUAUGCUAGCCCCUGUGGAGUAUACAACUACAGAUUGGAUCCUACAUCCAAAAGGCACAUCGAGGUCAGGAGAACCGGAGAAAGAAAUGGUCCUAUGCAAUGAAACCAAAUUCCGAUCGGGCUUUCCUUGUCACCACUUGGACUUCGGGGACUUAGUAGGAUCACCCGCUUCAACGAGUCUCAUGUUGGUACUAAAAGACGGCUGUGGUUGUGGAGUAUACUGACCUUGCCUCAAGUUCCUUCGAGUCAAAGCAUACGACACUGAAGAUGUCAUUAUUGCCAUACCCCGUCAGUGCACUCACACUCAUCGUUGGAUCCUAUGUCGUGCACGUCAUUUGGUCGCGCAGGCGUGUUCAAAGAGCUAUAGCCAACGUCCCAGCUCCGAAGUCAGCCUCCUUCUGGACCGGAAAUCUACCUUUAUUAUAUGACCCCCACCGUGGAUGGCCUUUCAUUGACAGCAUCCAAGACGCUGGCAGCAUUUUCAGACUCACAACUCCGAUCGGAUUCAAUGAUAUGAUUUACGUUGCCGAUCCAUUGGCAUUGUACUAUAUAUACAGAAAGGAUGAAGCUUCAUUCGAAGAGCCAGAUGACGUCCUCAUCAUUGAACGUGUCGUCUUCGGGAACGAUAGCAUCUUCUGCACGGAAGGUGCAAGACACCGGAAGCAACGAAAAUUCUUGAACCCCAUAUUCAGCACAGCGCACAUGAAGAAAAUGGUACCGAUAUUCUGCGAUGUAUCCCAUAAAUUACGGAAUACUCUUCAGCUGAUGACCGCGAAGGGUCCUGUGGAAGUCGAUAUGGUAAAUUGGCUCACGAGAACAGCAUUGGAAUUAAUAGGACAGGCUGGUAUUGGGUAUACGUUUGACUCACUGGCAAUGGAGGAGACACCGAAUGUUUAUGGCGCCGUACUCAAGGAAGGGGUCUCGGCCAUCUCGUCGCCAACUUUGCGGAUGGGCAUGAAGUACGUCUUACCCUUCGUCGCAGGCAUGGGUACCCCUGGGUUUUGGAAGGUCAUCAUCGACCAUAUCUCACUCGACGUGCUUCAGUCGGCGAGGCACUUCGUGCUUGAGAUGGAUCGGUCCUCUAAGGAGAUUUACGAGACGAAGAAGAAGGCGUUGACUGAGGGCGAUGAGACCUUGUCGAAGCAAAUCGUGGGAGGGAAUGAUUUGAUCAGUCUGCUUAUGCGUGCGAAUAUGAGCGCUAAGGAAGAAGAACAGUUGACGGACGAAGAGGUUGUGGCCCAAAUCUCUUCAUUCGUCUUUGCCGCGACCGAUACGACAUCUUCCGCGCUCUCUCGAGCUCUGUGCCUUCUCGCCGAACAUCCUACCAUCCAAGAUCGUCUACGAGAAGAGAUCCUAAACGCAAAGCGGAAUUGUGAAGCCGGAGAGGAAGGCGAUUUGAACUAUGAUGAGAUGGAGGCCUUAGAGUUUUUGGAUGCGAUUUGUCGAGAAACAAUGCGAUUGUAUCCCCCAGCCCCGUUCAUAGACCGAACCACGCUCAAAGACACCAUCAUCCCGCUCGCCUUCCCCAUUACUGACGUUCGUGGUUCGGAGCUCAAAGAAGUUUUCAUCCCGAAAGAUACAGUGAUCACAAUCGCCAUCGCUAGUAUGAACAGAAGCGUGAAGGUCUGGGGACCGGAUGUGAUGGAGUGGAAGCCGCAGAGAUGGUUGGACGGGUUGCCCGAGAGUGUGGUUUCUGCACAGAUACCCGGGAUUUAUUCACACUUGAUGACGUUCUCUGGCGGUAAACGCUCGUGUCUGGGCUUCAAGUUCUCUCAGCUCGAAAUGAAGGCCGUACUUUGCGACCUCAUCAGCACGUUUCGUUUCUCCCCUUCACCCAAGCACUCCAAGGUCACCUUCCCUAUGUCGACUAUCGUUUGUCCAUCGAUAGAUGGAAAACCCUCGUUGCCGCUCAUUCUAGAGGCC